Dermacentor silvarum is the source of this 6101-nucleotide messenger RNA. RefSeq names its product clotting factor G beta subunit-like. NCBI's taxonomy places the organism in Eukaryota, Metazoa, Arthropoda, Arachnida, Ixodida, Ixodidae. The coding region runs from base 616 to 1701 and encodes 361 amino acids. The record is from RefSeq and is a predicted model, not a curated record. The transcript is spliced from 6 exons. Gene Ontology annotation, biological process: proteolysis. Gene Ontology annotation, molecular function: serine-type endopeptidase activity.
UCGGAACACACAGCCAUAAGCAGUAACCUACCAGUUACUUUCAAAAAGGCAGUCGAACAGCCCUACCAAGCCCUGGUCCGCCUAUAUCAGCCAACGACCGUUUGCUUUUCCUUCGGGAGAGUGGCAAUUGCAUAUUGCAAAUGGGUUAAAACGCAAAAAUCGCUAGCUCUCGCAACCAACGAAUGACCAACUAGAGAAACAUCAGGGCUUGACAGUUACGAGCUCUAGAGAUCAGGCAGAACUGGCUAAACAGUCUCGUUUGAUCUGUGAGCAGAAAGUGAGGUGCAACUUGAAACAAUCGAAAUUGUGAAAGCAGCUUCGAGAAAACUAGGUAUUGGCAGGGAGUAAGUUGCGUACUAAUAAACACGCCUCAUAUGCCCCAUGCUCACGUCUUCUUUUUUAAUCCGAAGAAAGGCCAGUCUAUAGACAAUUGCAAUUAAUCGCAAAGCAAGAGUACACGUGGCAGCUGGAUGGCCCUACAUUCAUUGGCAAGCGACUGCGGCCUAUACGUACCACACUGUUUCGUGUCUGCUGAAUUGAACGGGUUGUUUCAGAAGUGUUAGAGCGAAAACAUCCCGGGGUCUCUGUUUGCGAACAGCGAAAGCGUAUUCACCUAUGCGGGCUUCGGACUGCGAGGCGCCGUCAUCGGAUCAGCCUGGCCGCUGCGUUCCCGAGUCUGCGUGCCCGGAGGCCCGACGCGAGCGGUCAAACUCGUGCGAGCAACUGGACCAUGUGUGCUGCCGCCGGGAGUCGAGACCGCAGCGCUCCGCCGCCGACAAGGACCGCAUGUUGGCGGUACUCCAGGAGAACAGGCUACUGUGCGGCCGGAAUCCUCCCAGCAAGGACGGCAAGAAACGGUUCCCAGUGCAUUACGUGCUUGGAGGAAGGAGCGUCCGCAGUCACGGAGAGUACCCGUUCGUGGUGGCAGUGUUCCGCGACAAGAUCAAGGUGGAUAACUUCUGGUGCGGCGGGGCCCUGAUCACGAAGCAGGUGGUUCUGUCGGCGGCACACUGCUUCUACAAGGCGAAUGACACGGAGUUCUUCGUGCGCAUGGGCAGCCUGGACAUAUCCAAGAGCCGCGUGCGGGGCGCAAUGACGCAGACGGUGGAGCGCAAGGUCAAGCACGUCCACCUGCACCCGGCCUACAACGGCAAGCAGCAGAACAGCGACGUGGCGCUGCUGCUUCUGCACAAGGACGCGGGCGUGAGCGAGUCCCAGAUGCCGGCCGCCUGCCUCCCCGACGAAGACGAGCCGCCCGCCGCACACCAGGGCGUCAUCCUCGGCUGGGGACACAACGGGUUCGGAGGGAAACUGCAGACGAACCUUCAGGAAGCCGACGUGCCCCUCGUGAGCAACGAGCAAUGCGACAAGCUCUACAAGACCCUCGGAACUUACAAGACCGUCUUUCAACACGGCGUCGAUCAGGACUUCCUCUGCGCAGGAAACAUCACUGAAGGCGGAGUCGACGCCUGUCAGCACGACUCCGGUGGACCGCUGGCAGUGCGAGUGAAACGAGACGGCAAGGCCGUGUGGGAGGUGGUGGGGGUCGUGUCCUUCGGCGUCCAGUGCGGCCUGCCGGGAUACCCGGGCGUAUACACUCGCGUGGCUACCUUCGUGCCCUGGAUCCUACAGUCCGCCGGAAAGAUCGCCAAGAUCAAAGGGAAGCCCGCCGCGGCCCUACGACAGCGCCCCAAACCUUAGCCAAUGCUCUGUCUAUAUAGUAGGCUCAGCAGCAUGUGCCUGCCUACGAUCCGACCGUAACGCCGUAACUCGUGGUGUUACUGUGGUCGUUGCGCACCAGACUUCUGGCGAAACACGGCUCACACUGUAGUAGCUGGUUGUGAUUACACUUGUCAACUGUUCGAAGAAAUUUGCGCACGAACGUGCACCUCCAUGUACAGGGUCGUCCACUCAUAGUACGAACACGGCGCAGCGUGGCCGCGCCGAGUGCGCUGGUACUCCGCGGAGCUCGGCCACGCUGAGCCGCCUUCGUACCAAGAGUUAGUGGACGACCCUGUACAUGCGUGCAACCCGUUAUGUACACAAACUUGCUUGCCUUGUUGCGCUCUUUUCAAGGCGACUGGGCUCUGCGACCGAUUUUGAAUCCGCAGUGAACGCUGUUGUGUGUGUACACGCAUUCCCUCCUAUUCCUUUUCACUUUCUUCCCCCGUACCCCUUCCCCAGAGUAGGGUAGAACGCGUGCUCGAAGUAUAAUAGACGGUGCAGAAAUAUACGAAUUUCAGAGGUGCGCCUGUCCUUUCCCACGAGACCGGGCUCCUGAAAACCAACAGCUGUACAAUGAUGACUCGUUUGCUUCAUGCUAACACCGGCACAGGGAAUCUAAGAAGCUUCAUUUGAACGGAACUGCAAUAACAAAUGUAGGGAGUCUCAGAGCCACACGUCAAUUCAGAGGGGAUCAGCGGAUGGAUAGAACCACACCGCAUUGUCGUUGUUUGGGUUUUACGUGCUCUCAUCUAAGCGCUCUCUCUCUAGCGGCUUAGUGCGUGUGUGAGCUGCAUGCGCAUUAAGCAUAAACCCUUUCAUUUGCAUUUUAAAGCUCUCUCUCUCUCUUAAAGUGAUAGCUUUAUUUAGUUACUUCACCGACUUCCGAUCGUUGGUGCUUCUUGCUUUAUAGACCAAAAGGGUAGCAUGAUAAACAGAAGAGUAGGAGUCUAGGAGAGUAGCGUAAUGCGCAGGUGCGGAGGCGGAGAGAGCGUAAUGCGCGAUUGGAGAACAUUCGCGGUGGCGUCACCUAUAUAAGAGAGGCGAUAAAAAGAAAGGCGUGCGCCCAACACAGAUGUGUGUCAUGACAUCACCGCCAAAACCAUGUCUGGUUUCGAACUUAUCAACUCUGCCACGUCUCGAAGUGAAGAUACCGUCACAAUAUAUUGCAUUGUGCUUAGUGUAUGGCGUUGGAGGUAGAUUGCAGGGUCUAACGAGGAAGUUAUUGUUGACUUUGAGAAUUAUGUACGAUUGUUUCUGCAACAAUUUUUUACCAUUUCAUCCCACUGCGUGCACCUUUAUGUAGAGCCCAUGGCAAUGACACGUGUAGGCUGCAACAGCACAUCACACAAAAUGAAACGAGUGCUCGUGACCCCAGACUUCUUACAUCAUAGUAACAGGGAGUGAGUGAUUUUUCCCUAGUGUUCGGUUGUUCGGUGGUAUGUUGAUAACAUUCUGGAGGAACAGUGCACAUGCAGAGAAGCGAACACAGAACUCCCUGCUAUGCCCACCCCCCUCUCCCCCAACUCCAGCUUCUUUGGCACCUCUGACACUCCCCGACAUCAACCAGGCCCCGGUCCAACUUUCCACACCACUUUUAAGAAUACUGUCUACUUCCGUUAUUUCGAUCCCGGUUAAUUAAAUUUUUCGGUUAAUUCGAUCCUGACUGUAGGUUCCGGCCGGCGCUCAUGCAUUUCAAUAGGAGUUUCAAAAAAUACUUUCGUUAUUUCGACCCUAAAAUUGACCUUUGCCGGAUAAUUAAAACUUGGUAGAGUCAGCAUGCACGCGCCUGACCAACUUUGGUGUAAAGCCUUAACUCUAGUGGCCCCAAUAGCGACCCCUUUAGUGGCAACGUGUUUCGGUGAAGCUUAGGAGUCAGUGAACGAACGUCAUCUCCUGUCGCAAACGCCUAUUUUCGGCCUGCCCUAGGAAGAUUUUCAAGCAAUAACUAUAGCUCACAAUGCCUGAUUACAGCAUUUACCUGACUCUAACGUGCGAUUUUUUUUUUUGUAAGAAAAGAAAAUUAGGUCGAAAAUUGCCAGCGGGCUGCAGUCGGACAGAAAACUAGAACUACCUUCGCGGCAGUUGUAUGCUUUUCGGCAAAGCACGACUAUUGCGGCAAAGCUGGCUUUAGGAAACUGGCCGCCAUUGUGCAACACACAUUAGACCUUUGCGUUUCUUUAAGCGAAGCUUUAUAGGCUCAGUUGUGUCGGGGUCGAAGUCACGGCACCAUCAUCAGCAUUGGCUCGGGCAUCGUCGUCGUCUUCCGCAGAUGUCUCAUUGGCGCCCAUCGGGUGGCGCACGCGCUGAUGCCACUGCUCCCACGUUCGUCGUCAUCAUCUUCUGCCAAAGCUGGCGCCGUUGCCGCUCAUCAUUCCAGCGUUCCAUUCUUCUGUCGUCGUAAUGGGGAGGCAUAUGGGGGUAUGAGCCGUUGCAUAAAGAGGUAUGACCCAUUCACUGUCUUACGUGACGGUCCGAUUUAAUUUUGAAGCAAUUUAAUUUCGAAGAAUCGCAAGCGGCAAUGACGGACGAAUGCUACUAACCACACCGCCGAGCAAACUCGAGACAUCGAUCACAAGCGACAACAGCAACAAGCAGAGAAUCGUACAACGCAACGGAAGGAAAAGUAGUACAAAAGGGAAGAAAAAGUAGUGUCAGGUACACACACGACAAGCCUCGCUUACCCCUAUUUUCUCAAAAGGUGAAGGUUUUUUUUUUUUUUGCUAUAAAUGCAGGUGUGCGUUAGAUUUCUAGUUUGUUUAGGAGCUUUAAUGUCAUUUCUAUGUUAGUUAUCUACUUUCGACACAUAGAAAGUGGACGCGCGUUUGAUUCGAGGGCGUGCUAGAAUGCGGCAAAUGCUGUCAAAUGAAUCAGUGGUGUGUUUUGGCGUUUUCUCUGCAUCUUGUUUAACUCGACCCACCGGAUAAUUCAAUCAAUUUAGUCGGUCCUGCCAGGGUUGAAUUAAAGGAAGUUGACUAUACAUGGUUGGGAAUUCAAAAGUAACAUGAAAGAAAUUAAAAGACAGGACAUGCACAGCCUUGUUCCACGACACUCUUUGCUCUAGUCAGUUCGGUCUUGCUCACUCUUUUCUAGACAUGAAGUUGCUCCUACCCGUCCAAAAAGGGUAAAAAACUACUCCUAAGGUUGUCUUUCGUGAUACAGUGCACAGAACUAUGAUCUCCCGCAUUGCCUGCGAAAUUGCCCCACAUGGCGGUCACGUGCCCAAAUGUUAUCGUGCCAAAUUAAAGAAACUGAGUGAGAUUGGACUUUUCUGUGCCUUUUAUCGUUAGAGAAAGUAUCAGCGUCGAAGACUCGAGAAAUUGUAAUAUGGUGCAUUACAUCAGUAGUGACAUAUUUUCGAAGUUGUAGAAACUCUACAUGCUUAUCGCGUGUAAAAGAACCACACUUAUCAAGUACAAAAGUUGGCAGACGCAGCAAAAUUUGCUCUGUGUCAUGAAGUCACAAUAAUGUCAAUGACGCCAGAUCCGGAUAUCGAGAUCAACUUUAGUAUCAAAUUAAAUUAUCUCACAAGCAUUUCUGGAGUUUCAUACUUGCUAAAUGUCAUCCUCUUAUGUGCGAGAAGCAUGUAGAAAAGUUUCUAUAACUUUGAAAAUAUGAGUGAGUACUGCUAUAAAGGGAUUGCUUUAUUUUUUCUAUUUAGCACAGCUGAUUGCUUAUGCUAAUAUCCAUUCAAUAUUUAAACUGACACCACUGCCUAAUAUUACAAAGCUUGUAAAGUGGCGUAGUCUGAGUAUGUUUGUACUUCCAAGAGUGAUUUGUACGCAGCAGAAAGGACAGUCGGAAAAGGCUCAAAUGGUCAUGGAUGUGAAUCCAGUGUAUGCAUGCCAGGAGCGUCAUCAAGUGCAGUUUUGGCAGUGCUCAAUGAACAACUAUACCUAAAUAUGAAAUUCUAUCAUUCUAUUAUAUUGCCCAGUACUGAAGCAUCAACUCUAGCUCUGUAUUUCCCAACAAUUCUAAAUUUCAAGUAAUGGAAGUUAUUGUGAGAACUCUUCUGAACUUCAAUUCCUAUUUAUUGCAUUAAUAACCAAUUAAUAAAAUGUGAUAGUCACUAUUGAUACAAUGGCAUGCAUAUGCAAGUAAAUAUAAAUCUCAAAUCAAUUAUGGAAUUAUUAUGAUGCACCAUUCUUAGCUUCCUAAUGAUCUGCUGGCACUAAUUAUUAAAAAUGCACUGCACACAUUUGCAUUUUUAGUGCCAUUGUAUGUACAAAGUAAAUAAAAAAUGUGGGCUGUUUUCUGCAAUGGCACAAUUAAAAAAAAAAAGAAGGAAAAGCUUUAGAGAGAUUAAAAUGAAACAAAUUUGUGUAUCUAAGCAAGCUCAGGGAUUUACUCUUGUACAGCAAUAAACAUAUCCAUGCAAC